ACAAGAGGCGAGGCGGAGACUGUCACUACGUCUCCCAUAUCUCUGACAGACAGACAGACAGACAUGCGUGCUGUGGUUCUCUUGUCCCUCAUCGCUGUGGCCCUGGCCCAGCAGCCAUCGCAAUGCCCUGGACCAUCGGCUUUCUCUGGCAGAUUCCGCAGGAUUGACCGCGAGCGCCAGUACUUCGUCGACGGCAGGAUCUGGUAUGACGAGCUCAACCGUCGCGUGCGCGAGUUCGAGGCUGAGGAGAUCGGGAGGGACCGCGAGUUCAUCGACAGGCUCGUCCUCUACAACCUGAACAUCGAGUAUACCGUGAACCUCCGUAACCGAACCUGCACGGUCAGUGCCCCACGUCGUCCGUUCGUGCCCUACGGCGUGCCCCCAGAUGCCCGCUUCCAGGGAGAGGGCACAGCUGGCGUUGUUGGCAAGCCUGGCGAGGAGGUCACUCUCGCCAUGUUCUCUGGCACUUUCUCAGGGGAGAACUACUUUGUCAGUGUAACGGAACCCGACUGCUUCCCAGUCCAGUUUGGUCUCCUCGGCAACCAAAGUUUCUUCCACCAGGAGUUCUAUGAUGUAGUGGAAGGCAUCAACGACCCCGAGGCUUUCAUCCCGCCCCAGUCCUGCUUGUAACCGCGAGAGGUGGUGACUGCAGUACAAAGCCAGUUUGUGUGUUGAUGUUGGUGUAAAUGUUAAUGUGUUUUGUCACUUUCAAAAGUAGCUACACAUUCAAUAAACGUGAUUCGGACAA
Molecule: messenger RNA, 748 nt
Organism: Pomacea canaliculata
Lineage: Eukaryota; Metazoa; Mollusca; Gastropoda; Architaenioglossa; Ampullariidae
Product: mammalian ependymin-related protein 1-like
Exons: 6
Coding region: 64-630 (188 amino acids)
Biological process (GO): cell-matrix adhesion
Cellular component (GO): extracellular region; lysosome
Molecular function (GO): calcium ion binding
Source: RefSeq, a predicted model, not a curated record